Entamoeba dispar SAW760 is the source of this 1236-nucleotide messenger RNA. RefSeq lists its product as uncharacterized. Lineage: Eukaryota; Evosea; Mastigamoebida; Endamoebidae. The record is from RefSeq and is a predicted model, not a curated record. The transcript has 2 exons. The coding region runs from base 1 to 1236 and encodes 411 amino acids.
AUGACAAAAUUAUAUUUCACUAAAAUCAAGAAUGGGGUGAUAACUGACCUUUCGUUUAACGUAAAAAGAUUAUCAACUUCAUUUGGUUCAGAAGAAACAGACGUACGAAUAGCAAAUACUCUUCCACAUCAUUGUGAUUUUAUAUUACAAAACAAAGAAGAUGAUCAUGGAUUUCUUUUAAAUUUUAGUAAUCGAAGUGAUGUAACUGUAAACCACUGUAUCGUUCCAUAUUUUUCACAAUUUCAAUUACUUUCGAAUAGUGUUGUUCAAAUUGCUAAUGCAUUGUUUUAUUUUUCAAAAGACAAACCAACAGUACUAUCUCAAAGUAUUGUUGAUGAAUAUUUUAAAACAAAUGAAAAAAUCACUAUAGAAGAUGCAUUUAAAAUGGAUGAAGAAUUAAAUAAAGAAGAGACUCAAACAAUAAAUAAAAAAAAAUCAACAAUAAUUUUACCAACACAAGACACUCAACAAAUUGAAAUAAAAAAAGAAGAUACAAUUGCUCAAACUAUACCAAGUGAAGUACCAAUAGUAGAAACAAAAGCUAGAAUUAUUAAUGACGAUCCAAUAAAACAUAAAUCAAAAAGGAUUUCAAAAAGAAGUUUAGAUCAUUCAGAAGAUGAGUCUUCUGAAGAUGAACCAAAAAGGAGACGUCAUCGAAGAAGAAGAAGAAGACAUUCAACAUCAGAUUCAUCAAGUGAAGAUUCAGAGUCAUCAUCUUCAGAAGACGAUAGAAGAAAAAGAAAAAGAAAACAUAAAAGGUCUCAUUCAAGACAUUCUAAAAGAAGGCACCAUAGAAAAACAAAAGACAGUUCUUCAUCUUCAGAAGAAGAACAACGUAGAAGAAGAAAAAGAAAAGAGAGAAAAAGGUAUUCAAGAAGUUCAUCUAGUUCAUCAAGAACAACAACUUCAGAAGAAAGACAUAAAAGAAGAAAAACAAAGAAAAUAGAACAAAUACCAGAACAAGUAAUGGAACCGGCAUCAGAACCAAUAAUAGAACAAAUACCAGAACAAGAACUUAAAAAACAUAAAACAGCAGAUUUAAUUAAAAAAGAAUUAAUUGAAAAAAAAGGUCAAAUUAUUAAAGAAGAAGAAUUACUUGAAAAAGAAGUUAAAGAAUCAAGAAAUAAAAGAGAUAUACCAAAGGCUUUUAGUAAAUUUUUAGCAAGAAAUACUUUUUAUUUUGGAAGUAAUGAACAAUUAAUGAUAAAAUUUAAGAGGAACAUUUUUAGUAACUGA